Messenger RNA from Gastrolobium bilobum, 1065 nucleotides. RefSeq lists its product as uncharacterized. The transcript has 3 exons. Lineage: Eukaryota; Viridiplantae; Streptophyta; Magnoliopsida; Fabales; Fabaceae. The record is from RefSeq and is a predicted model, not a curated record. The coding region runs from base 1 to 1065 and encodes 354 amino acids.
AUGGGGGGUGUUAAUGUUGUUAUUUGCCAGGAUCUUCCUCUGGGAAUUCAUUUGCUAGCCAUCGGUUGCAAAUGGAUCUACAAAGUUAAGCUUCAUGCAGAUGGUACCCUGGAACGUUAUAAAGCUCGUUUAGUAGCUCAAGGUUUCAAUCAACAAGAGGGAGUUGAUUUUUUUGACACAUUCUCUCCAGUAGCAAAGGUAACAUCUGUUCGUUUAUUGCUUGCUUUGGCAUCAUUGCGUGGCUGGUCCCUUACUCAUUUAGACAUUAAUAAUGCUUUUCUCUAUGGUGAGUUAACUGAAGAAGUGUACAUGGUUCCACCUCUCGGUUAUCUCCAUGAGGGGGAGCCUCUUUCAUCAAAUAUAGUUUAUUCUUCUCUUUUUGUUAAGAACAAAGGCGGAUGUUUUCUUGCUGUUUUGGUGUAUGUAGAUGACAUCAUAGUGGCUGGAAGUAAUCAUACUGAAGUGCAGCAACUGAAAGAUUACUUAAACAAUCAAUUUAAAUUGAAGGACCUUGGUGAUUUAAAGUAUUUCCUUGGAUUGGAAGUUGCACGUUCAUGCAAAGGGAUUUCCAUUUGCCAAAGAGGAUAUGCACUACAGAUUUUAAAAGAUGCUGGAGUUACUGGUUGUAAAUCAAAAGCCACUCCAAUGGAACCGAAUAUCAAGUUGUCUCAAGAGGAGGGUGACUUGUUAGAUGAUCCAGUUUCUUACAGGAGAUUAAUUGGACGGUUGUUAUACUUAACCAUUACUAGACCAGAUUUGUCAUUUGCUGUAAAUAAACUUAGCCAGUUUCUUGCUCAUCCGAGGGUACCACAUCUUCAUGUUGUUCAUAGGUUACUGCAAUAUGUCAAGGGGACAGUUGGACAAGGCAUUUUUUACCCUAGUUCUGGACAAUUGAAGUUGAGAGCUUUUUCUGACUCAGAUUGGGGAUCAUGCACAGACACUAGAAGAUCAAUUACUGGUUUUUGUGUUUUUCUAGGAGACUCGUUGAUAAGUUGGAAGUCAAAGAAACAACCAACAGUGGCUAGAUCAUCAGCUGAAGCAGAGUAUAGAGAAAGGCUAAUGUGA